GCUGAACUUUUGAAGCAGAGACUGAUGAAGCGAAAGCGGUAAACAGGGUCUUGGAGAAAGUUUGUUUCUUUACCCAUUCUAAUGGCGUCGCCGGCGUUUGUCGCUUUGCCUUCGACUUCACCGUUCCGGAUCAAGUUGUUGAAUGGUAGAAGGUGUCAGCCAGGCAAUGGCAUAACUCUACAUUCAUGUCAACGGACUUUUCCAAAGCUUUCUAUGCAAGUGAUGAUGGCACAGUUUGGCGAAUCAGAGAGGCUGAAUGUGCAACUUGAUGCUGUGACAGAAAGGUUACAGGAGGUGAUUCCAGACUCGGUGAAACAUUUUCCUUGGAAGAAAGCGGAGACUGUGCUUCUCAAUAGAGUGGCCCUUUUGGGGCGAAAGGCAUUGAAGUGGUCGCUGAUAACCCUAUUUGUAGCUAGCUCCUUAUCAGAUGUUUUAUUUGCCAUUUCGAGAAAUAGAGAGUUGACAAUUCCAAUUGGCCUUUUUGUCGGUUGUUUGCUGACUGACUUUCUAAAGGAGGUGAUGACAGAAUUCUCUGGCGACUCUCAGCUGGACAAAGGAUUCGUCCAGUGCCUGACGGCAAUAAGCUGCGUGUUUGUUCUUCUCAAGUUUGCUUCUGCAUUUUGUGGGCUUGGAGUGAGAGUCUUCCUCUCGCAUGUUGCAAAUGGUGGCGUGAUGCAAACUUUGUGGCUAUGGAGAAAUCUGUCACAUGGAUCAAGUAACGAAGAGAAACAACCCCAAGAGGAGGGGGCCAUUGCAUGAGCCGUUUAAGUUCUUGAAGCUUUAUGCACUUGCAGAAUCCAUUAGAGGUAGUCACUAAUCAUUGUACAGAAAUUCUUCUCCGAGCCCUUUGUAAGAGAGAGAGAGAGAGAGAGUUGUAAAGUAUGAGCAAUGCACAUGGAUGGAGCACAAACUCGUUCUUGACUGUUUCUUGUUAUAUUCGAAGUGUAGAAUGUUAAAUGCUCAGUUUUGUUGUUUUACAUUA
Molecule: messenger RNA, 982 nt
Organism: Rhodamnia argentea
Lineage: Eukaryota; Viridiplantae; Streptophyta; Magnoliopsida; Myrtales; Myrtaceae
Exons: 3
Coding region: 82-759 (225 amino acids)
Source: RefSeq, a predicted model, not a curated record